AUGCAGUUGUACAAGCAGAUUGCUCGCACAUCGUGCCAAGGACUUACCUUUGCCGCCCUUGACACGUUCUGUGCUUUGGUGAAGCAGCCGUUGCCUGUCGUGUUGGAAAGGUUUGGUGGUUUCUUUGUCCAGCAUGUCGCCGAAGAGGGCUACUUGACCUUCUUGAAGUCUUUGGGUGGCAAUCUGUUCCAGUUUCUUUCGAACAUCAACAUUUUGCAUCACACCAUCGAGCGGGACAGCAAGGCGGCUGUCUUCCCACUUUUCUCGGUCAAGCAUGUGGAUGGGGAUCCGAAGUCGGAGCACCACGUUUUCCUGCUGACCUACGGCAGCAUGCGACCGGGGCUGACGCCCUUCCUCACCGGCGUGUUGACCAAGGCAUCCUUCCUUCUGUUCAAUUGCACCGUGGAUAUACAGGAUGUGACCGACAGCUUUCCACCGGAGAUGGGCAAAGAUGUUCUGGUGCAAUCAUCAUUCCGCGUCACUGCCUCGCGUGUCGGUGGUUGGUCUACUUCCGAGACCCAGCCGAAGCAGGUUGACGAGUUUACUUCCAAGGGGAGCUUUUUCGAUUUCCACAAGAUGCUUUCCGCCAUGUGGCGCUGUGAUUGUACUGGAGGGAGCCAGGAGGGGUUCAAUGUGACCCAGCUUGACCGAGUGCCGGUACAAGACAUGGAGCCCGAAGUUUGGGCCGUCAUCAUGGAGAAGCAGGACAAGAUAGAAGAGAUCCUCCGAGCAUAUGACGGCAUUGAUGCGGGCGUCAAUGUCGUACCACGAAUGACUGGAGGAGACAGAAUGCGACUGGCCGCGGUGCUGUUUCGUGGAAUCGCUGCAGGAAGCGUUAGCGCAUCAUGGACAGAAGCUGCGCGACUGCAAGACAUGGGUGAAUUCUGGGCCACGAACUCCGUCAGCUUUGGCGACAAGUUCCGUGAGUCCAAGGACUGGUUUACCAACGGCAAGCAGAGCAUCGUUGCUGCUCGCAGGACACACGGCGAGAUUCUUUUCGUGUCACACUGCUGGAGCGCACCGCGAGAGUGGGGCGUGGCGACUGCCGGGAAGUCUCCCUACGGGCAGGCGAAAGCUGCAGAGCUCUGUCUGCACGCGAAGCAGGUCGCAGAUUCAUUCCAGACUGGUGACAAAGACUGGAAAAAGGUCGGCUUUUGGAUUGACAAGGCUUGCAUCCCGCAGAGCGAUCCUGGGCUAAUGUCCUGGUGUGUCAAUCUUCUGGAGGAGUUUAUUGCCUUGUCUGAUGGCAUGGUGGUGCUUGCUUCGUGGAAUUACUUCAAUCGGCUUUGGUGCGUCUACGAAUGGGUUUGUGGGCUUCUCAUCCAUGAUGUCAUGGAGAUCGAAAUCCUCGCAGACCCCUUCGUUCGCGAUUCAACUGUAGAUCUGUACUUGGAGUGCAUUCGGAACUUUAGCAUCGCCAGCUGCGAGUGUGCUGUGGAAAGCGACCGACAGAUUUUGAUCGACAAGGUCAACACCUACUACAAGUCUGUUGAAGACUUCGAGAGGUUCUUCCAGUUCACGGUCAUCGCUUGCUUCAUCCGCUGCAUGGCGAGGCGGAGAACCGCUCGAGCGGGAGCCUCGCUGCAGCCCUGGAUCGAUCUGGCCACCGCAUGCGGAUUUUCAGCGCUGGCUGAGAAGGCCGAAGUAUUGAAGCAGCAGCUCCAGAGGUAUAGAGUGGAAUCCGUUGAGAGGGCGAGAAGCCCUGCAACGCACGAACUCCAAGCUGCAAUGAGUGUCUGCGUGGAUGACUUCUUCGAAGAAGAAAUUCUUCCACUGAUUGAGAAAGAGCGCGAAACUGCCGGAAACCACUUGGGCCUCACCUACGCCAAGGGCUUGCAGGAGUUGGCGGAGGACGCAAAGCACAGCCAGCUGCAGUUGGGAGACUGGGUCAACGAGAUUGCAAUGAUGGGGCGUGGUGUGCUGGAACGCAAGAACAACCGGAACCUGUCGUACACGCGCCCAAAACGCGUCUCUCGGCGGGUCCCACCUCCGACUUCAACGUCCGUGGCAGAUGUGGUAUCCACAAACAGUAUGGUCAGCGAGCUGUCCCCUCUGAGCCAGUUCAUUCGGCACGUGGCGCUGAACGGACUCUCACGCAGAGGGAGCAGGGGGAGCCCAGGAUCCCAAGCCAGCUGA
Symbiodinium sp. CCMP2592 is the source of this 2136-nucleotide messenger RNA. NCBI's taxonomy places the organism in Eukaryota, Dinophyceae, Suessiales, Symbiodiniaceae. The record is from the annotation of a GenBank genome assembly.